Molecule: messenger RNA, 3820 nt
Organism: Hevea brasiliensis (rubber tree)
Lineage: Eukaryota; Viridiplantae; Streptophyta; Magnoliopsida; Malpighiales; Euphorbiaceae
Product: kinesin-like protein KIN-UC
Exons: 22
Coding region: 170-3466 (1098 amino acids)
Biological process (GO): microtubule-based movement; mitotic spindle organization
Molecular function (GO): microtubule motor activity; ATP binding; microtubule binding
Source: RefSeq, a predicted model, not a curated record
AUCUCUCUCUCUCUCUCUCUCUUACAAAAAUACGGCUUUUUUUUUUUAAUUUUGAUUUUUCAAAAACCGUCCGGCAUGGAAAAUAAAUGAUUUCCUUCUUUUUAGUGUCCUUUAUAUUUCUCCUCUUUCUAAAUUUCUCUCUCUGUAAUGCUCUCAUUCAUUGAAAAAAAUGGCUUCCAAUUCUACCGGCAGAACGACGUCGUUGUCCUCUCACAGAGCUGACAGACACCAGCAGCAGCAGCAACAGCAACUUCCUUCUUCUCUUGGAUCUUCUUCUGCUUCUUCGUCUUCGAAUUCUAGUUCAAGAAAUGUGACACAGCAGAAUCCCAACCAUCACUCACUUCGUUCUAAGGCUCCCGCUUCUUCACGCCGCUCUGUUACCCCUACUUCUCGUUCUUAUUCUUCUCACAAUGAUGACGAUAACGAUCCUGGAAGGGUGAGAGUUGCUGUCAGACUACGACCAAGAAACGCUGAAGAACUUAUUUUGGACUCCGACUUUUCUGAUUGCGUCGAAUUGCAGCCAGAGCUGAGAAGGUUGAAAUUGAGGAAAAACAACUGGAGUUCUGAAUCAUAUAAAUUUGAUGAAAUAUUUACCGAAAAUGCCUCUCAAAAGCGUGUUUAUGAAGCAGUAGCAAAACCUGUUGUUGAGGGUGUACUGAAUGGAUAUAAUGGGACAGUUAUGGCUUACGGUCAGACAGGUACCGGAAAAACUUAUACGGUUGGCAGAUUGGGCAAAAAUGAUGCAUCUGAGCGUGGUAUCAUGGUUAGAGCUCUAGAAGACAUACUUGCUAAUGCAAAUCCUGCUUCUGAUAUUGUUGAAGUCUCCUAUUUGCAGUUGUAUAUGGAAUCUAUACAAGAUUUGCUUGCGCCAGAGAAGAUUAAUAUCCCUAUUAAUGAGGACCCAAGGACAGGGGAUGUGUCAUUACCUGGUGCUAUGGUGGUCAGAGUUCGUGAUCUUGAUCAUUUUUUUGAACUACUGCAAAUUGGUGAGGCAAAUCGACAUGCUGCUAAUACAAAGCAGAACACAGAAUCUUCACGCAGUCAUGCAAUUCUAAUGGUUUAUGUACGAAGAUCCAUCCAUCAAAAGUUAGAUGAAAUCAAUUCUCAAGAUAUGACAACUGAUUUGGCUGGUGGCAAUGGCAUUCCUAGAGUUAGAAAAAGCAAGCUGCUGAUUGUUGAUCUUGCUGGAUCCGAAAGAUUGGAUAAAUCUGGCAGUGAAGGUCGGUUGCUAGAGGAGACUAAGUUCAUUAAUCUUUCUCUAACUUCCCUUGGCAAAUGCAUAAAUGCAUUGGCUGAAAACUGUCCACACAUACCUACAAGGGAUUCUAAGCUGACCAGAUUGCUGCGUGAUUCAUUCGGAGGCUCCUCGCGGACUUCUCUUAUAAUAACAAUUGGGCCAUCUUCACAGCAUCAUGCAGAGACGACCAGCACAAUUAUGUUUGGGCAACGGGCAAUGAAAAUAGUAAACAUGCUUAAGCUUAAAGAAGAAUUUGACUAUGAAAGUCUAUGUCGGAAACUUGAGAUUCAAGUAGAUCACCUUACUGUAGAAAUAGAAAGGGAACGGAAAUUGAGAGAGAGUGAAAAAUAUGACUUGGAAAAGCAGCUCAAAGAAUGUCAAGACUCGUUUGCUCAAACAAUGAAGAAUCUAGUCACAAGGUCUGAGUUUUUAGAGAAGGAAAAUUCUCAACUGGAAUUGGAGAUGAAAGACAUCUUAAAUGAAUUGGACCAUCAAAAGGGUCAGAAUGAUUUAAUGCAUGGUAAAAUUGAACAGCUGGACAUGAGUUUGAAACAUAGCCAGCAACAGCAGCUGGAAAAUUCUACCAAUCAGAAAGUACUUGCUGACACCACUCAGAUGUAUGAAAAGAAAAUAUCAGACCUAAACAGGCAGCUUGAAGACAAGCAUGCUCAUUGUGAAAGCUCAGAGGAACAACUAAAUUUGAUGAUGAAGCUCCUGAAUGAUGGUCAAAGAUCAAUUAAGCAACAUGAGGCAGAAAACUCCACAUAUCAGAAAGCACUUGCAGACACCACUCAAAUGUAUGAGAAGAAAAUGGCAGAGUUAAAUAAGCAGCUAGAAGAUGAACAUGCCCAUACUAGAAGUGUUGAGGAACAAUUAGAUAUGACGAAGAAGCUCCUAAGUGAUAGUCAAAAGUUAAAUCAGCAAAGGGAGGUGGAAAAUUCUAUGUAUCAAAAAGCACUUGCAGAAACCACACAGCUUUAUGAGAAGAAAAUAGCAGACCUAGUUAACCAAUUAGAGGAUGAGCAUGCCCAUUUUGAAGGAGUGGAAGAACAACUGGAUCUAGCCAAGAAGCUUCUACGUGAUCAACAAGACGCAAUUAAGGAUCUGGAAGGGAUUGAAGAACUAAGGGGCAAGUUACAAGAAAUGUAUCAGCUACAUGAAAUCACUCAAACUGAACUCCAGUCCUUGAAGUCAGACAACAAUGAGCUGUUGCAUGAAAAGGCAACACUAAAUGAAGAAGUUAGUGACCUGAAGCGAAGACUUUCAGUUGAAAUAAAGCAAAGGAAGAGCAUUGAACAUGAGCUGGCCAAACUAAAGACGAGUGAACCUGAAAGUGACAAUAAAUUUGAGGAUAAGCAAUCAUACAUGAAGGAAAAAGUUGGUAAAGGAUCACACAAGUCAAAUCCUUCAAGGGAGAUACUAUCUGGUCAGAGGGCUACAAUUGCUAAGAUAUGUGAAGAAGUUGGACUGCAAAAGAUACUACAGUUGUUGAUGUCUGAAGACUCUGAUGUCCAAACCCAUGCAGUGAAAGUGAUUGCCAAUCUUGCUGCUGAAGAUAUUAAUCAAGAGAAGAUUGUGGAGGAAGGAGGGUUAGAUGCAUUGCUUAUGCUGUUGAAAUCGUCACAAAAUGCAACUAUACUUAGAGUGGCUUCUGGGGCCAUAGCCAAUUUGGCAAUGAAUGAAAUGAAUCAGGGGUUAAUAAUGAGCAAAGGUGGUGCACGACUGCUUGCAGUGACAGCAUCCAAAACAGAUGAUUCACAAACUCUUAGAAUGGUAGCUGGUGCACUAGCUAAUUUAUGUGGAAAUGAAAGGUUACAUAUGAUGCUGAAAGAAGAUGGAGGCAUAAAGGCGCUCUUGGAAAUGGCAAGAUCCAAGAAUAAUGAUGUUGUUGCACAAGUUGCAAGGGGUAUAGCUAAUUUUGCAAAAUGCGAAUCUCGAGGCAUACUUCAAGGACACAAAAAGGGCCGUUCACUACUAAUGGAAGAUGGUGCUCUUGAAUGGUUAAUUGCCUACUCUAACACUACUUCGGUGUCAACCAGGCGCCAUGUUGAGCUUGCUCUUUGUCAUUUGGCUCAAAAUGAGGACAAUGUCAAGGAUUUCAUUUCUGGAGGAGGUGUUAAAGAACUUGUACGAAUAUCAGUUGAAUCUAGUAGGGAAGAUAUCCGUAACCUUGCAAAGAAGACCCUGAAAAUGAACCCAACAUUUCAAGCUGAUAUACGUUGGGAGUAGCAGUAAAUUGUCAAGCUUUCAUACUCUCCCCCUAAUAGUAUAAUGCUUGGGUACAAAAUCAAUAGUAAAUUUGGCAGAAAAUUCUCUGAUAAUUUUUUGAACAGCUGUCCUGGCAAUUUUCGUUUUUCUUGGGCUUAAGAUCUAAAUUAGACCCUCAACUUUCACCAAAUAUGCAGUGUGAUAUGUAUAGUUCAAUUGUAUCAAUUAAGCCCUUCAAUGUGUCGGUCAUUAGCGCACUAUUAGAAGAGCAUAUAACUUGAAGGGGAAAUGGCUAAAAAAUCUAGAACUUUAUUGUGCUCUAAAACUUUUAUUAUUAUUAUUAUUAUUAUUAUUAUUAUUAUUAUUAUUUAUUUA